AUGACAACCAAAAACCGGCAAUUGUAAACAACAUAGAAAUUAGAAAUAUAUUUCUUCGAAAAACACAAUAUAAAUUAAUAAAGGAAGCAAAAGACUUUCAAUCUUUGCAAUGAAUGAUUCUCUAAAUUCUAAUAUGCCUGAACCUAAAAAAGUCGGCGUUUGGGCAGAGGGAACUCACAUUGAGGCCAAGGAAUUUAUAAUACCGAAGAAGUCUCCAGAUUCGAGCGACGAUAUACCCACCAUACCGGACUUAGAUGACCUGCAGGAUAUCUUGGAAAAAGAAAUAUCCUCACCUCCUAUUCCAGAUAGAAAAGAUAAAGAGACAGUGAGUGCUCUGGCAGAGGUCAGUGGUGGCAUCAGCGGCUCUGUGGAAGGCAUUGACGCAGCCCUAGAGGUGCUCAAGUCCUACAUUCCAAUUGUGGAGGCUGAUGUGGCUGAUACGGUGUGGACAGUCGACACACUGCUUACCCAACUAGCUGAGGAGAACCAGGACACUGACACAUAAUUAUUUCAAUGCUAUUUAACCAUAAAAUAGUUUAUUAUAGAGGUCCAUCUCUAUUGUGUGCGUUGUGAGGUGGAUUACCAACCUCAUCAACUCUUGUGUCAGGGUAUAGAGAUCUAUGAAUACAUGUUAGGUUAUAAAAUAAAAAGUAUAGCGUUGUACCUUAGUAUGUUUAAU
Pectinophora gossypiella (pink bollworm) is the source of this 679-nucleotide messenger RNA. RefSeq lists its product as uncharacterized. Lineage: Eukaryota; Metazoa; Arthropoda; Insecta; Lepidoptera; Gelechiidae. Bases 110 to 505 code for a protein of 131 amino acids. The transcript is spliced from 3 exons. The record is from RefSeq and is a predicted model, not a curated record.